CAGGAUGGACCUUCCCAUCGACCAGGAUGAUCGACGUCCGGAUGAUUGGAAGUGAGCGGCGUUCUCCGCCUUAUAGGUGGACGCUUAUCGUCCGCGGCGGUUCAAGCCGCUGUCAUUGCGGAGAAUACCCCGGAUGAUAAGAUAGUCCCUACGCAGGAUGCUGUGAAGGAUUCUGUAUCAUUAUUGAUAUAGAAUAUGGGAAGGCGUAGGCGAAUGUCGCCCACUUUUGUCGUCCUGAUAGGCGGGAUGGUGUAUAUAUGGCGCGUUCUCCCGGGGAUGGCCCUCGAUGAACUCCGUCCGGAUUGCACACGCUGCUCGUUCUUCUAGCAUCACAAUGGACCCCAAAGACGAUCUCAAGUCCCCACCGCCCGUCCUCUCCGAGGAAGCAGGGGUUAUCGUCGCCGAGAGUAUCGCCGUCGACGUCGCCAUUGAGCGAUCCGUCGUCCGGAAACUAGACUUUCUGCUGCUACCGGUCCUCUCACUGAUGUACUUCUUCAACUCCCUCGACCGGUCGAAUCUCGGAAAUGCCAAAACGGACGGCCUCGAGCAGGACCUGAACCUGGUCGGCAACCAGUACAGCAUCAUCCUGGCCGUCUUCAACGUCACCUUCUGCUUGUUCGAUCUGCCGUCGAACCUGCUGCUGAAGAAGUAUAGUGGCAAGGUGAUGCUGCCCCUGAUGAUGGUCGGAUGGGGCUCUAUUACCCUGCUGCAAUGCGCGGUAUACAACUUCGCCGGACUUCUCGUCUGUCGCCUGUUCAUGGGUGUCUUUGAAGCAGGCUUCUUCGCCGGCGUCAUCUUCUACCUGACCCAAUUCUACAAACGCAACGAAAUGGCCUUCCGCCUCAGCAUCUUCUACGGAAUGGUCACCAUCGCCGGCGCCUUCUCCGGCCUCAUCUCCUUCGGCGUCUUCCAAAUCAAACACCAGCUCCCCGGCUGGAAAUACCUCUUCCUCAUCGAAGGUGCCGCGACCCUCAUCAUCGCUCUCUUCUCUUUCUACUGGCUCCCUGCCGACAGCGCGCACUGGCACCUCUUCACCGAAGACGAAGCCCGCACCGCCCAAGCCCGCCUCCUGCAAGACGGCUCCGUCCGCACCGGCACCAACGAGCAACUCUCCAUCCGGGCGGCCCUCGCCGCGCUCAUCGACUGGCGCGUCCUCACCUGGGCCGUUAGCUGCUUCUGCUACGGGAUCGCGCAGUCCUCCGUGUCGAACUUCAUGCCGCAAAUGGUGGCCCUGCUCGGCUACUCCACCAUCAAAACCAACCUCUACACCGUAGCCCCGUACUGCGCAGGGACCGUCUUCCUCUGGACCAUCUGCAAAUCAUCGGACCACUUCCGCGAACGCUCCACCCACCUCGCCGCCUCCCUCAUGCUCACCUUCACCGGCUACAUCAUCCUAAUCGCCGUCGACGCUCCCACCCACAAACCCCUCGCCUACUUCGCCUGCUUUUUACUGGCAAGCGGCGCCUUCGUCCCCUCCUCCGUCUUCCACAGCUGGCACACCAACAACGUGACGGACGAGUCGCAGCGCGCUGCGACAGUUGGGUUCCUCGUCGGCGCGGCGAACUGCGCGGGCAUUCCGUCUAGCUUGGCGUUCAAGGCGGACACGGCGCCGCGGUAUAAGCCGGCGUUGAUUGUGAAUUGUGCGUUUUUGUUGUUCGGGGUGUUGGUGAUUCUGGCGAUGGGGGCGUGGUUUCGUUGGGACAAUCGGAGACGGGAUCGCGAGCAGGGCGUACGCUUGACGGCGAAGGAUGUUGCGACCAAGUCGUUGAUUGGGGGGUGGAAGGAUCCGAAUUGGAGGUGGACUGCUUAG
Molecule: messenger RNA, 1810 nt
Organism: Aspergillus steynii IBT 23096
Lineage: Eukaryota; Fungi; Ascomycota; Eurotiomycetes; Eurotiales; Aspergillaceae
Product: allantoate permease
Exons: 4
Coding region: 287-1810 (507 amino acids)
Biological process (GO): transmembrane transport
Cellular component (GO): membrane
Molecular function (GO): transmembrane transporter activity
Source: RefSeq, a predicted model, not a curated record